AUGGCUCAACGAUCCAAUACACAGGGCGAGGACGCUCAAAAAGUCUUGUUUUCCGCGGCUGACCCGUUGCUACCGCAAUUCUCAGACCCCUCGUUCGACCCAGUGGACUUCCUUAAUGACACUCUCCCGUCAUUGAACAUUUCGCAAUCACGCUCAGUAGGCGGCAGUUCGAUCGCAGAAGUCUCUACUCGGACUCAAUCGCUAUUAUCCCAGCUUACUGCGCAAAAUGCCCGAUUAUCGAACACGCUUAACCAGCUUACAGAUGAGAUAAUACGAAGCAGUGGACGGCUGGCAUAUGAGGUAGAGGUCUUGCGUGGAGAGGCAAUCAGUCUCUCAGACACCCUUACGGAUACUCUACAGGACGAUAUUCGCAAUAUCCUUCCGCAGGGCCUGCCCGAACCAACUUCUACCACCUCAUACACGCCAAACGAAGAACAAGAGGAAAAAGAGCUGGAUAACAACACACAGCCGGAGGCUGCACAGGAUGAUCCAGAGUAUAUAUCUCGCCUACGGACGUUGAUGCAGGUUAGAAGUAGACUGGAAGAGGUGAUACAGGUAUUUGGCGAGGCUAUGGAAUGGCCUCUACCUCCAUCAGAAGUCUCAAUUACUUCCUCGUUCAUAUCAGUCUCGGCUCCAGAGGCUGGACCUGAGUCACGGAGCCUAGAAGAAAAGGGUCGGGAAGUAGCAAAAAAGUUUAGAUCACAGGUCACCGGGCUGCUGGACAGCAACGGUGGAGGAGAAGCCGGUUUGGAAGCCGCAGCUCGUCGAGUUGAGGAAUUACGGCUCCUCGCAAGCGUAUGGAAAGGCACGGUAGAAGAGAAACCAAGACUCAAAUUCGUUGACAGCCUUUCAAAGAUUGUCGAGGACAGACGGAAGGUCCUAGAGGAGAAAGAGAAUCGAAAAGCCAAUGGGGCUUCUUCAAAGGGUAGGACGACUGAGCUAUCUUCUCGAGAAAAGUCAGAGAGCAGCGGUGGUGGGCUAAUGCGUAAUUUACAACGCUUGAGAGACGAGAUAUACCUUGAAUAG
Molecule: messenger RNA, 1026 nt
Organism: Microsporum canis CBS 113480
Lineage: Eukaryota; Fungi; Ascomycota; Eurotiomycetes; Onygenales; Arthrodermataceae
Exons: 1
Coding region: 1-1026 (341 amino acids)
Source: RefSeq, a predicted model, not a curated record